AUGCAGUGCGGUGACGAAUAUGUACGAGAUACUGGAAGACCUUUGUGUGUCCGAGUUGGCAAAGUUGGCAAAGAACACCUAAACGGCAAAGCGAAAUCACGUGACUCCACUGCGUUUGGUUGUCAUAGGUUGUGGCGUUAUGACGGAGAAGAUUUCGAGGUUAGGAUAACGAUUGUGCCACGCGAAAGCUCUGCAAGCGUUUUGGAUCCAUUCCAAGAGCCGAUUUCAAGAACGAAUAUGAAUGUCAAAGAGGAAUGGCGCUAUAUUACGCGGAAACUCGCUCCCUAG
This is a messenger RNA of Necator americanus (New World hookworm), 288 nucleotides long. RefSeq lists its product as uncharacterized. Bases 1 to 288 code for a protein of 95 amino acids. Lineage: Eukaryota; Metazoa; Nematoda; Chromadorea; Rhabditida; Ancylostomatidae. The transcript has a single exon. The record is from RefSeq and is a predicted model, not a curated record.